Acyrthosiphon pisum (pea aphid) is the source of this 1890-nucleotide messenger RNA. RefSeq lists its product as uncharacterized. Lineage: Eukaryota; Metazoa; Arthropoda; Insecta; Hemiptera; Aphididae. The record is from RefSeq and is a predicted model, not a curated record. Gene Ontology annotation, cellular component: endoplasmic reticulum; membrane. Bases 208 to 1542 code for a protein of 444 amino acids. Gene Ontology annotation, molecular function: chloride channel activity. The transcript has 6 exons.
AUCUCGAGAUAAUGUCGUUGUCAGUUUGUUUUGUCACAUAACCAGUAUAUUAUUAUUUUGUAAUUACUCAAUACCUACUUAUUACUUAGUUACUAGUUUGGUAUUUCAUAGUUGAUAUAUGGAUCGUGUCGUUCCUUCAUUAUAAUACUGUUUUGUACUAAAAAUUUAAGAUUAUCGUUAUUAUUAUUAGCGUGUAAAGGUAUUACAAUGAGAAUUAUUUCUACCACCGUUUUGGUUUUGUGUUUAUCUAGUGAGUAUACCCUAAAAUGUUCAGAAGACGACUUUGUCGAUCCGUUGGAUAUGCUCAACUACGACAGGUCGUCGAAAUCAAUGAAAAAUCCUACACCAAAAACAAUGGCUAAUGAGCCCGUUCAAAAUGAACGUUGUACGGUCUUUCUUUCAAGAUUCAUCAACAUACUGUUAAUAAACACUGGACUAUCUAACAUUGAUCAAGUGUCAAACUAUGACGAAAACAAAGAGCUGAAGUUGCAUACAUCAGUAACCCUCAGUGUUCAAGAUUUGGAGUUGUUAAAAAACAUGGCCAAUAAAAGGGAUGUAGAUUACACAGAAAUUGAUCGAAUUUUAAGCGGCCUAUUUACUCCAGUGGAAAUGAACUCCACUGAGAAAAACGGCCAAGGAAACAGCCAUUUAAAAAUAUAUCAUCUGUUUAAGCAAGAUGCGCUGUAUUGGAUUUCAGUUGGUUGUAUUACAAUUGUUUUACUGUAUAUUAUUUUUAAAAAAAUUAAUUAUAUUUGCAGCCUAACAUUUGUUCUGUUUAUUAUUUUUGCACUUGGAUUUGCUUCAACCUGGUACACCAUGUACAUGAAAGCCGAAAUAAAUCGCAGUGUUCAAUUGGAGUACAUGCCCACUGAGUGUCGUGAAAAGACAGGCUGGACUACUUUUUCUUGGUUUAAAUCCAGCAAUUUAGAUCAGUGCAAAAGGUACAAAGAAGCGAUUUUUUUGGAUCCUAAAUAUUCUAUCGCCAUGACUGAUAUAUUUGCUGAAAUGUUUAGUAAAAUGUUGACGAAGCCGAUAGAAGCCUUAGGAGAAUCUAUAUAUGUGUUCAAUAAAUCGGUUUUAAAGGAUAUACCAUUUUUGGCUCAAGUAAUUUUGAUUCCUAUCAUUAUUGUUAUAAUCAUCAAAACAGUAUUUUUAUCGUGCUCAUUGUUAGUUGGUCGAGGUUUAAGCACAAAAUACUUAUUUGGAUAUGGUGAUGCAACAAUUGGUGCAGAACCAACCAAUAAUGACCAAUAUACAACAAAUAAAAGAAUUAACAAUAGUUUUCAUCCAAUGAUAUCAGCCCAACAUACGGCACCUCAAAUUCCUGCAUUGCCAAAUGUUAAUUUCAACAUCAAUUUAAGUCAUCCAAGUCCAAAUGAAAAUACUCGAUCCUCACGUUAUGAUGAUAAAUUUAAAAUCAACUAUGCAAAAGAAAGUAAUUUAAUAGCAAUGCUAAAGAAUAGAGAGAACGACAGUGUUGAUAGUAAAGAUUUCAAAGACCUUAUAAAAAAAGCACCUAGACAUAGAACAUUGUCUAUGUAAGACCCUCCAUUUUCAAAGUAAUAUAAUAUGUUAUAUUAUGACCUAUUUUAUAAUGUAUAAAUAUUUUCCGUUUUGGAUUAUUAUGCUGUAUUUUAAUUGAAAUUAAUUUUUGUAUAUUUAUUACGUACAUGGUGUUCAAUGAUGCACUUAUAUAUUUCUUUUGUAGUAGGAUAUUGGAGCUUCCAUCAAAAUACUGUUUAAAAUUGUUUUCACAUUGUUGACCACCAUGCAAUUUGUAUACUAUGUAUACAUUCUAAUAUUGUAUUAUACAAGUUUUAUAGUAUAAAAUUAUUUUAUUUUAUAUUGCUAUUUUGAGUACCUUACUAAUAAAAUAUAGUUUUCAUCAGA